AUCUGUAUUUUAAACCCCUGUAAGUUAUUAGCCCACGUUGACUAUUUUUAAUAAUAAAGCAUUUGUUUUUUGAGUGAGCUGCUCUGGAGUGUUUUUCUUUUUGUUAUUUGGCUUUUUGGACGACUAUACUGGGCUCUCACUAACUUUUACCAGGACUCUGACCCCUCACCUUAACCCGGAAGUACCUCAUUUGAGAUCAACAGCUUGGAGUCCUGAAGAAGGAUUCAGCCGACUGGAGAAGUGCAAAGUGCAGGUUCCCUGGACUAGGUGAAUCGUCUCUGGCACCUUCUGAUACAUAUUUGGAUAUAUUAUGAUUUAUAGGAAGGUGCAAACACAGAUCUUUUGUACUUUGAGACCAUGAAGCUUUUCCUUUUGUGUCUUGCUGUGGGCUGUUUAUCAGCAGAUCAUGGAGAUCAUGGAACACAACAUCAUGAUACUGACAACAAAAGGGAAAUCUCGCUCCUCUUACAAAAUACCAAUGGGAUCCUAGAGAGCUUAAAUGAAAUUCUGUCAGGAAUACCUCACUUUGUAUCAUCUUUGGUGAACAAACUACAUCCUGAUACUUCUCAAGCGACCCCUGAAUUUAGAACACAAGCCUGUGAUUGUGACUAUCACCCUGGAGGGUGCACCAUUAGCCACGUACCCCCUGCCGGCAAGGCCUGCCAUUGUACAUACAAAGGAGCCUGGACAUGCGGUGGAGAAGUUAGAGAUUGUGCACAACAUGAUGCUCAUUUUUGCAAAAACCCAGACUACAACCUGCAAACCUGUCUGCAGGGGGGUGGGGACUGUGAUGCCUACCCUGAGAGAUGUGACUGCAACUAUCACCCUGGAGGCUGCAGAAUUGCUGUGACAUCCCCCUCAAAUACUGCCUGUAAAUGUAUCUACAAGGGAGCCUGGACGUGUGGAGCCAAAAUUGUGAGAUGCAAAGAUCCCAACAAUGAGAAAUGCAAAAAUCCUGAUUCGUCGAAAGAGUCUUGUUUGCAAGGAGGCGGCGACUGUGACGCAUAUUAAUCAAACGACUAAAGCUUGGAUGUGAAAAUCAUUUAAACGUUUCCAUGUUAAAAAAUAAUUCAUUCAAUCAUUUAAUAAAGUAAUUCACAAAACUGUAA
This is a messenger RNA of Bombina bombina (fire-bellied toad), 1109 nucleotides long. RefSeq lists its product as uncharacterized. The transcript has 5 exons. Lineage: Eukaryota; Metazoa; Chordata; Amphibia; Anura; Bombinatoridae. Bases 358 to 1011 code for a protein of 217 amino acids. The record is from RefSeq and is a predicted model, not a curated record.